UCCGUUGGCUAUCGUUGAGUUUGUCCUUCCUUUCAACACUCCCUCAAUUCUAACAGCUGCUGCACUGCGUUAGCAGCUACACUACUGAUAAGAUACACCGCAUUACCUAUACCAGACAGCCUUAAGCGUUUAUUUUUUUAUUGGUUAUCUUCUCAGUGGCGGUUUUACAUGGACUAUACGCUUAUUACGACAAAGCGAGCUGAAUUCAUAAGUGUUUUGGCCGGGCGGAGAGGGUAUAGCAGGCUAAUCUGUGCUUGCUAACAGGCUUCAGCUCAGACUGAUCGUUUGAAACCUCAGUAUUUUAUAAACACACAGUCAUGGAGUUCAACGUUAGACGACUAGCAGCGGACGCGGGCACUUUCCUCAGUCGUGCUGUACAGUUCACAGAGGAGAAGUUUGGGCAGGCGGAGAAGACUGAGCUGGACGCCCAUCUAGAGACCCUUCUGAGUCGGGCAGAAUCCACCAAGCACUGGACGGAGAAGAUCAUGAAACAGACAGAAGUUUUGCUGCAGCCGAACCCUAAUGUCCGGAUGGAGGAUUUUCUUUACGAGAUACUUGACAAAAAAGUCCCAAUGCGUGCCAACAACCACGAGUUACUGGGGGAGUGCAUGAUCGACUCUGGACACGAGUUUGGACCUGGAACAGCAUACGGCAGUGCUCUCAUUAAAUGUGGGGAGACUGAGAAGCUGUUAGGCAGUGCAGAAAAAGAGUUCAUUCAGAACUCCGCCAUUAAUUUCCUCACUCCCUUUAGGAACUUCAUUGAGGGAGAUUUUAAAACCAUAUCGAAAGAACGCAAACUGCUUCAGAAUAAGCGUCUAGAUCUGGAUGCAGCCAAAAACAGACUGAAGAAGGCCAGAGUGGCUGAUGCUCGCUCUGCAGAGCUGAACUCAAGCCCUCCGCUGGGAGAGGAGUAUGUGGCUCACUUUUCUUACAUGCUCAGCUUCUUGCAUGUCAGGUGGCUAAAGCUGUGGACUGAGGAGGUGCAGCAGGCAGAGACCGAACUGAGGAUAGCACAGAGCGAGUUUGACCGGCAGGCUGAGAUCACCAGACUUCUGCUGGAGGGUAUCAGCAGCACUCAUGCUCAUCACUUACGCUGUCUGAAUGAUUUUGUGGACGCUCAAGCUGUAUAUUAUGCCCAGUGUUACCAGUACAUGGUCAAUCUUCAGAAACAGCUGGGAAGCUUUCCAUCCACGUUCUCCAAUAACAAUCAGACGGCUGGCAGCUCCUCCGCCAGCAUCUGGGUUCCGACGGCACAGCCGGCCGCCUCACUGCCCGCUCCGCCGCCCAGCCAGACCUCACCUGCACUCAACGAGCUCCGCAGCACCUCAGGCACCCGCAGGGCUCGUGUGCUCUACGACUACGACGCUGCCAGCAGCAGUGAGCUCUCUCUACUCGCAGAUGAGGUGAUCACUGUGAGCAGUGUUCCAGACAUGGACUCUGAUUGGCUGAUGGGGCAAAGGGGGAACCAGAAAGGCAAAGUGCCAAUUACCUACUUGGAGCUGCUCAAUUAAGGUCAGGGAGAAGUGUAAGAAAUAAAAAUCACAUUGUAGAUGUGAUUUGACAAGAGUAACACUCCAGAUGUGAUCAGAGAAAGCUUAGAGUUUAAUGUAGCGCAAAGCAAUAUAAAAGUCUUCUACUGUACACUGCCAUGUCCUGUUGUGUGAACGUCUCGUCUGCAGUUCGAGGGGUGUCAUAGUAGCCUUAGAGUAACGAAAAGCAGUCAGAGACUGCUAACUAUUCAUCAGAUUUAUGUGCCAACUGAUUUUUUUUACUGCUUAACUAAUUGAUUGUGCUAUAAUGUGCUUUGAUGCUGUAAUAAAUAUUAUAUGAACCUGG
This is a messenger RNA of Carassius gibelio (silver crucian carp), 1836 nucleotides long. Its product is annotated as endophilin-B1-like. The record is from RefSeq and is a predicted model, not a curated record. Bases 318 to 1511 code for a protein of 397 amino acids. Gene Ontology annotation, molecular function: protein binding. Lineage: Eukaryota; Metazoa; Chordata; Actinopteri; Cypriniformes; Cyprinidae. The transcript has 11 exons. Gene Ontology annotation, cellular component: membrane; cytoplasm. Gene Ontology annotation, biological process: membrane organization.